Messenger RNA from Toxoplasma gondii ME49, 1052 nucleotides. RefSeq lists its product as hypothetical. NCBI's taxonomy places the organism in Eukaryota, Apicomplexa, Conoidasida, Eucoccidiorida, Sarcocystidae. The record is from RefSeq and is a predicted model, not a curated record. The annotation marks the transcript as partial. The transcript has a single exon.
CCUUGCCUCCACAGCGAGGUGACUCAAACUUAGGUCACAGUGAAGGACGCCCCUCUUCUUCCUUUUCUCCUGCUUCUGCGGAGCCACGACGAGCUUUAUCUUCGAUUUUGCUGAGUAACUUGAAGGCGAAGCAGAAGCGUUUGCGCGAGGCGCGGGAGGCGGAGGAGAAGGAGCGGGCGUUGCAUGCAGAGGAGGAGGCGAAGAAGAAGGACCGGGCGCGGCGACGGAAGGCCCGCGAUGCCCUUUUGAUAAACAAGAAAAAGCAAAGGAAGGAGACGCAUAGACAGCGGGUGCUGCGGAGCGCUGCGAGGCGCCAGUACCUGCGAGAGAAGCAGGCGCAACUGGAACGAGCUUUUCUGGAGGACACACAGACGCAGCGAAGCAGCGAGAAGGGGCGUUUGCGACGAGGCGAGUUUGCGUCCGAGGAACGCAGAGCGAAGAAGGAGAGAGAGAUUCAGGUUCUCCAGGACCUCCUGAAAAGUAGCGUUCUGGUGAUUCAACUCGAGGCCCAUGGCUUGACGCCGAACCAGCGAUGGAGCAUUGUCCGAGGACUCGCGCUUGCGGGCUUCUACAAGGGAUACCGAAUCAAGCACGGAAAAAACAGCUACAUGCGUGUCGCCCUCCGGAGGAUUAUCGAGGAAAGGAAGCAGAGAGAAGCUACGCAUUCAGCAAAUUCGAAACGCACAGAACCUCUUGCUUCAGCAGAGACACCAGUCGCAAACCAUGUCUCAGACUCUCCCGGAGAACGAGGUUUUUCUUCGUUCCCUUCUUCCUCUCCUUCUCCACCCUCUUCACCUCGAUUUCCGUCUUCGUCGGACUCUGGGUCGUGGAGGCCUUCCGCGCGGCGGGUGCGUCGCGACUUUUGGAUCACGCACAACGAAGAGCUGGCGCACAAGGCUGCCUUGUACGGGGUCGAUAUUUCUGGUAACAAAGUGAAGCGGGUGUUGGAGCCGGAGGAGGAGGAGACGUUUCAGGCGCUCGAGGGCGAGGAAAAGAGCCGCGAGCGGCGGAUUGCGGAGCGACUGCCAGAGAACCUCAACAAGGCAGCCUGG